Sycon ciliatum is the source of this 2336-nucleotide messenger RNA. RefSeq names its product cysteine protease ATG4B-like. Gene Ontology annotation, molecular function: protein-phosphatidylethanolamide deconjugating activity. Bases 235 to 1479 code for a protein of 414 amino acids. The transcript is spliced from 15 exons. The record is from RefSeq and is a predicted model, not a curated record. Lineage: Eukaryota; Metazoa; Porifera; Calcarea; Leucosolenida; Sycettidae.
UUACCAUCCAUCUGUUUUUCAGCUACAUUGUACUACGAGUAGAUCUACUGCCUAUCCAGGUGGUAUCUUCCUUGCUCUUUCCACUUAAUCUCUUUUGAGGCUUCCAUGGAUGGUGCAUGCUGGGAGCAAGCGCAGUAUUACAAGUCUAAUGAAGGCGCUCCGAUAUUUGGAGAGAUAGAAAUGCACUCUGCUGCUGCUGUUGGAGAGAUGUAAGGACGUGUGGCUGAAAGGGAAAUGGCUGAUUCGCUGUGCGCAACUUAUGAGGUCGUAUACCGUCCUGCUGAUGAAGAAAUUCAUAUCAAGGGCGAUGUGUGGAUCCUGGGCCGACAUUAUAAUUUGCCACAAGAUAAGCAAGCACUGGAAAGUCAUGUUGAAUCCCUGAUUUGGUGUACUUACCGCAAGAAUUUUAGGGCUAUCGGUGGGACCGGCUAUACCUCUGACUCAGGAUGGGGUUGCACAAUGCGCUGUGGACAAAUGGUCUUGGCUGAAUCUUUGACGCGGCUCCAUCUUGGCAAAGAUUGGAAAUGGACGCCAGGCACAAGAGACCGCCGCUACCACAGUCUCUUACGUUGCUUCUUGGACAAGCCAGACUCCAUCUACGCCCUUCAACAAAUAGCCCAGUUUGGUGUUGACUUUCAUCGUCGUAUCGGUGAAUGGUUUGGACCGAACAAUAUGUGCCAAGUGAUCAAGAAACUGACCCGCUACGACGGCUGGAGUAACUUGGUAGUGCACAUUGCCAUGGACAUGACCCUCAUAGAAUCUGAAAUCUAUGCAUUGUGCGAAGGCAAAGACACGGCAACGGGCAAGCGCAGGUCCUUUCAGGACGGCAAGGGCGAGAGCAUAGCCACGGAAUCGCCCCAGGCGGCCACUGCCGAUGGCGGUGCGUCGGCGAGGAACGAGUUCAAGCCACUGCUGCUCUUCAUUCCGCUGCGCCUCGGUCUUGACACAUUUGAGAAGAAGUACUCCGAGUCAGUGAAGGCCUGCUUCAAAGUGCCGCAGUCAGUUGGCAUCAUUGGUGGCCGGCCACGCAACGCCUACUGGUUCUAUGGAGUCCAAGGUGGAGAGGGUGGAAAGCUCUUCUAUCUUGAUCCACACACUAUCCAGGUUACCGUUGAGCCCGUCAAUGACCAAGUACCAGAUGAAACAUUCCACGACACCGGUCCUCUCCACCUUAUGAGUAUGUAUGAACUGGAACCAUCUAUGGCUGUGGGCUUCCUGUGCACGAGUAGAGAGGAGCUGGCAGAUCUCUUCAUCCAACUCAGAGAAAACAUACUUGGCUCUGGUCCCGGUCUGUUUGAGAUCUUUGCCACACGCCCCAAGAACAUGCCUGCCUUGCCUGAUAUGCCGGAUGUUCCUAGUGCGGAUGAAGAAGACCUGGACAGCUUUCAAGACCUUGUGGCGACAGACUCUAGUUCUCCUCAUGUCGAUAACACGAGUGCUGAGGAUGACUUUGAAGUGAUUGAGCUGCCGCUUGCAUGACAGGCAAGCGGCACACUGCACACACACUUGGAGUAUAACAUGAGGUGAGCGAGGAAUGCUAUGUGUGCCAUUGCUCUAACCAUGCUUUUCUCGUCAGUUACAUCACACCAUCCGCUGAUUUCAAGCUUAGGUUUUCUGUAUAAUUAUAUUGUUGCGGCAGUGCUGCAAUCCACCUGUACAUAUCCGUAGAUGCUGGGACUGAACAGUAUCCAACGUCGUCGACGCACAUAUUUUUAGCUCCAGGUGCUGGGAUACCUUGAGCGGUGAUUUCUUGACAGAAACUAGCUGCUGACCGUUGUAGUUGGAUUUGUUCCACUUUCUGUUGCUAUUUUUAUCUUUUGCUUUACCUCCGUUGCUGCUUUUGAUAGUGAUUUCUUUAUUCUUCCACACCUAGUACCUGAUUUCUUUAUUCUUGCGCUAUUUUCCUACAUUCUCUUUUUUUAAUUGUAAUUCUCUAGCCGCUUCAUUGGAGCGAUGCUUUUCCAACACUGCUGGUAGUUGUUAGUUGCAGUUGAAGGCUCACUGCUGGCUGGUUUGUCUAGUUUUUUUAGACGGUGGUUACAGGUCCACCUUGAUUUGAACAUGCGCUGGCCAUGUUGCCCCCCCCCCCCCCCCCCCCCCGUGUGUGAUAUCUUCAGGUCUUAGGUUGCGUGCGUAUGUUUUUCAGCACGGCACAUCUUUCAUACUUCAGCAGCAGCUUGGCAGUUUGUGAUUUUAGGAGCCAUGAUGUGAAUAGUCAUCAACGUAUUCUAACACCACAAUGCAUACUCCGGCAUUAUUUAUAUUCUUCUUAUUCACCCCUCCACUCCGUUCAUGCAAUCAACGCCAAUCGUUGCUAAUUGCUCUGCCGUGCUCUA